Laccaria bicolor S238N-H82 is the source of this 462-nucleotide messenger RNA. RefSeq lists its product as uncharacterized. The transcript is spliced from 3 exons. The coding region runs from base 1 to 462 and encodes 153 amino acids. Lineage: Eukaryota; Fungi; Basidiomycota; Agaricomycetes; Agaricales; Hydnangiaceae. The record is from RefSeq and is a predicted model, not a curated record.
AUGGCAACGCUGCUUGCUUCCGCUCUCCAGCGUUUUUGGGCCCGAUUCUCGAGCCUCGACCUCUUGAGUCAAGCAGCGGAUACCCCAAUACCACCCCGGUCCCCGGGUAUGAGACCAGUUUGCCUGUGGCUCGACCUCCUCAAGACCUCCUUUGAUCCUACGAACGUCUUAAUUCACUCGGAUCAAAAAGCCUUGUCCGUACAAGUUAUGACCAAAUCAAGUCGAAGAAUCACGCCGUCAAUGGGCUUUCCUGAGGAUGGCUCGACUCUAUGCGGCACCACUCAGCUUAUGCGUUUAACCUUUGGUGUGGUUCUUCCUGAGGUGUCGACGCCUUUUAUACACGCUGUGGGCUGGCCGAGGACGGCGAGGAGGGGGAGUAUCGUCGAUGGGAAGCCAUUCACGAUGCCCGCGAAGUGGGUGUUAGAAAACGCCCGAGGGCUGUUCAUAGGGAGGGAUAAUUAA